AUUUCAAUAUCGAUUUUUUCGAUUUCUUACCUGUGGCCACUACUUUCAUUUUCAAAAAUCAGCUUGCCGGUUACCCGGUUCGCAAUACAUGUAGCCAAUCAAUUUUGCGAAUACCAAAUAAAUGGAUACAAAAAGCAGUACCAACUAGACGUACAUAUGUUGGAUACUGCAAAUAAUUUAUUAAGUUUAGUGAAUUAUAAAACAUUAAAACUAUAAUAUAUCUUAAAUGGGUGGCGCUAGAGCUCGUGGACGUGGGCGAGGCCGAGGACGUGGUAGAGGCAAGAAGAAAGAGACACUUGAUGGCGCUGGCGCAACUCUAGCUACCACCAGUGCAUUGGAGGAUACAGAAAGCUCGAAUCAACUGCCAGAUGCCGUUGAAGAUGUGACUAUGCAAGAUGUUGGUAAGGAGAAUGAUGCUGAAUUACAAACACAGCAGCCUGCACAAACACCAAGCGAAGAAGUGCCAACGACAAUAGUGACGGUUGCGGUGGCACCACCAGCUAUUAUAGCUAGUGGAGUUGAAGAGUCAAUACAGCAACCAACAGUUUUGCCGCAAACUAUUGACAUGGAAGCCGAUAUCUCACAACUGGAAGCGCCCACAUUCACCACCAUUUCACGCGGACCUCCCGAGCCUAUGUUGCGACUCAAGUGGGAUCACAAAGUGAAUUUGAUUGGCGAAAAAGUACUAAAUCCCAUGAUACAUUGUUGUGAUCAGUGCGACAAACCCAUUUUAUUGUACGGCCGCAUGAUACCCUGCAAGCACGUAUUCUGUUUGAAAUGUGCGCGUUCAGAACCCGUCAAAAUUUGUCCGCGCUGCAAUGAUAAAGUGCUCCGUGUAGAGCAAUCUGGUUUGGGUACAGUUUUUAUGUGUACACAUGGCGGCAGCCGUUAUGGCAAUACCGGCUGCCGACGCACUUACCUUUCGCAGCGUGAUCUACAAGCACACAUUAACCAUAGGCAUAUUACUCAACUGCCGGUGUUGUCACAGCCACAGCCACAAAUAACGGCUGGUGCCAUAAGUGGAGGUGGUAGUGAAUUGAAGUCGUCCGAUGUGAAUAUGGAAGCUGUAUUCAAGAGCGUUAGCGGCAAUGUACAACGAAAACUUUCCGAGUCGUCCGCUACUGCAACUACCAUACAAACGCCAUCUGCUUUGCUAACACAACGACGCGCUACUACCAUCGGCAAUAUACCGCCACCAGGUUCUGUUAGUUCCACAUCUACACAAGGUUCAACUCACUCGUCGCAUUCCUCGCUAACGCAAGCCAAUAUCGCACGUAUUAAUACGGCCAAUGAACAAAAUUGCCAUCAAGGCAAAGUGGCGCUACAUCAAACGCUGAAGAAGACCCCAAUAACACAAUCGCAUCAUCAACCACCUGAAAGUGUGGCCGACGCGUCUUAUUAUAGCAGCGUACUAAAUUCAUUUGGCAGCAACGAUGUGGUGGAACAAACUACCGGUGGUAGUGGCAAUAUAACUUCGACUUCACAACCCGGUGGCACAACAACGCAAAGUGCAUGGCAAUCAAAUCAGUACUAUAGAUGAAUGGCAAAUUUGAAAAGCGCGAAAUGAAGUUGAAGCUGACGGUGGAUCAUCGCCUUAGUUGUAGUGUAAGAAUUAUAAAUUAAAACGCUAGGUAAUCGCCGUCAUAUUGGAUAUGGCAAUCUUUUCCUAUUGAUAUAAUAUUUUGAAAGCUGUAAAGAAACACAUUAGAGCGUCCACUGGCACUUCAUCUCACACCUUCCACGCUCUAAUUUCAUAUAUUUAAGAUAAAACUGGUUGAUAAAAAAACUUGCAUACUUCAAAGACUAAAUAAAUUUCAGCAAUAACUUUAA
Anastrepha ludens (Mexican fruit fly) is the source of this 1830-nucleotide messenger RNA. It is a transcript of the gene Hakai, whose product is annotated as E3 ubiquitin-protein ligase Hakai. The transcript has 4 exons. The record is from RefSeq and is a predicted model, not a curated record. Gene Ontology annotation, molecular function: ubiquitin protein ligase activity. Lineage: Eukaryota; Metazoa; Arthropoda; Insecta; Diptera; Tephritidae. Gene Ontology annotation, biological process: protein ubiquitination; regulation of cell adhesion. Bases 227 to 1540 code for a protein of 437 amino acids.